ACGGAGGAGUUUAACUGACGGACAAGAUGGACGCUGCUUUCAGUCGCCAGAGUUUUGAACCAAAGUUUCAGUUUCAGCGUCUUUAAGUUCAUGUGACGUCGAUCGAGAGUUUACGAUCUAACAAGUUAAAAACUGUUGAAGUUAAAGUGACGUAGAUUUGAACAUGGCGCGGUCCACACAGGAGAGUUUCCCCGGGGACACCACAGGGACAACGGGUGAACUGUCCCCGUGUGUCCCGGGACAAACGUCCAGAGACUCGACCCGGGGGGGGGCGGGCGGCCUCGGAGGGGCAGAGACUCUGGUGUCCGGCUUCAAGCAGAUGAAGCUGGAGCGAGAAGCUCAGAAGAACUGGGACUUGUUUUACAAAAGAAACUCGACGAAGUUCUUCAAGGACAGACACUGGACCAGCAGAGAGUUCCAGGAGCUGCGAGCCUGCAGACAGUUUGAGUCUCAGAGGUUGGUUCUGCUGGAGGCCGGCUGCGGUGUGGGGAACUGCAUCUUCCCCCUGCUGGAGGAAGAUCUCAACGUCUUCGUUUACGCCUGUGACUUCUCUCCACGAGCUGUGGAGUUCGUCAAACAAAACCCUCUGUACUGCCCCGAGCGCUGCUGUGCCUUCCAGUGCGAUCUAACCAAAGACGAUCUGAAGACAAAUGUCCCGGAGGACAGCGUGGACGUCGUCACUCUCAUCUUCGUUCUGUCGGCCGUCCACCCCGAUAAGAUGAAGCUGGCUUUGCAGAACAUCUUCAGGGUGCUGAAGCCUGGAGGCGUUGUCCUGUUUAGAGACUAUGGGCUGCAAGACCACGCCAUGCUGCGAUUUAAAGCAGGCAGCAAACUGGGGGAGAACUUCUACGUACGGCAAGACGGAACCAGGUCGUUCUUCUUCUCUAAAGAGUUUCUGGCUGAGCUCUUUACGGAUGCAGGCUUCCAGUCUGUUGCUAACGACUAUGUCCUGAGAGAGACAGUCAACAAGAAGGAGGGGCUUUGUGUUCCCAGGGUGUUCCUGCAGAGCAAAUUCACCAAGCCCGGCCAAUCAGACAGCUCCUGACGUCACGUGGCCGCCACUCCUCUCCCUGUGAAUCUCCAGAGACAAGAAGAAACACGAGACUGAAACGUCCAGCUGAAGCUUAAAGGUGAAGAAGGUUCCUACUGGUGAUGUCUUCUUUAGACCAUGAGGUGGGUCUGUACCAUAAUCCCUCCUCUGACUCGAUCACUGACUCGUUGGAGCGGCUUCUUCACCAUCAGAUGAAGACUGAGCUUGUGCUGGGAAUCUUAAAGAGGGACAUAAGUGGAACUUUACCUUAUUUACCUUUAAAUCGCCGAAAGCUCUUGAAUCUUGUCGUGGCAUCCAAGUUGAUAUCUUUGUUUCUUCGACACGUGCGGCUCCUCUGCUUCAUCCUGAGAUAUUUGUAUUUUUCCAGUUUUGUAAAAUUAGAAAUGUCAACACUGAAGUUUCCAGACAGUUUAUUCGGGGACUGGCAGGAAAAGUCACGAAAAAUAUCUGGAGCGACAGACUGAGAUAUUUGUGGUGUUUGAAUGUAUUCGAGACAAAAAGACAAAAGUUUCCACUCGUUCUACCUGAAAACUUUUCACCCAGCCCAAAAAAACUCUUGCGAUGGCUCACAGGCUCUCACAGCACACGUGGCUCUAAACUUGAUUUCGAAACUUUACCCGAGCCACUGCAGCUUCCUGUCCUGUGGUCGGACUCGUGCAGCCCCUCAAUCGAAAUCAAAAAAACAGAGACAGGUGGAAACGGUGUCACACCUUGAAGUUUUUUUCUAGAUGUGCAUGAAAACAAAGCAUCUACAGUCUCUUGUUUAUAUUAAAGCAACAAAAUCAACUGACAAACAGGCGACUUGCUCUGUGAAUAUGAGCUUUGUCCUUUUUAUAGUUCACCAUAGAGUUGAGAUCAGUUCUGCUGCUGCUUCUCGUGUGGUUGUCUUACUUUUAGAAAUCAAAAGCCGAGAAGGAAACUGAACCAGGGCAGAGUGUUGCAAACAAGCAAACAUCAAUUCUGCAGCUUCUCACACCUCUGACCAGCAGACAGGAAAAUGAGCAGGGUCAUGAAGGUAUUGUCAGUUUCUAUAGAAGUCUCAGUUUGUCUCAGUCUCUAGUUUCAAGUUUUCCUCAAUUCAGCUGAUGUUCAUUUAGUAAACUAUGUGUGGAGACUGUGUGACGUUGGUUUACACUCAAUGGAAUCAUAUUGUAGAUCUUUUUUAUAGGACAGAAGUAAAGCGUGGAAGAGGGAGAGAAAGAGAGAGAGAGAGAGCGAGGAAGACGCGCAGCACGGGGCCGUGUUUGAACGUGUCGAUCUUCUCAUGUUGAGUCUGAGAUAAAGUCACUGAAACAGGUUCAACAGAGGAUGAAGCAUCCAAAUAAACAAAAGUAGAAAAUCA
Molecule: messenger RNA, 2393 nt
Organism: Paralichthys olivaceus (Japanese flounder)
Lineage: Eukaryota; Metazoa; Chordata; Actinopteri; Pleuronectiformes; Paralichthyidae
Gene: mettl6
Product: methyltransferase 6, methylcytidine
Source: RefSeq, a predicted model, not a curated record